AUGAAUUUUUUACAAGCAGAGAUUUUAAAAAAACGUAAAGAGUUAGAAGAAAGUAAUUUAUUGCAAAAUAAACGCAAGUAUUUUAAAGUAGCAGAACUAACAUUAAAUAAAGUAGAAACUUCUGAAUCAAAUAAUAAUAACACUGACACAAUUAAUACAGUGGAAAACAAAAAUUCUGAAGGCUCCGUUGAAAAUACUGUAGAGCAUCAAAAGUUAUCACGACCAGAAGUGAUAAAACGACUAAGAGAGCGAAGUGAACCUAUUUUACUAUUUGGAGAAUCAGAAUUAGAAUCCUUUCAACGUCUACGCAAGUGUGAAAUACUUCAGCCUGAGGUUAAUAAAGGAUUCAGAAAUGAUUUCCAAGAAGCUAUGGAUCAAGUUGAUCAAGCUUAUUUGAAUGAAUUAUUAUCUUCGUCGAAGCCAACUAAUGAAUGUAACAAAGGAGACGUUAAUAUACCUGAUGAACAAGUUACUUACGAAGAUAUAGAAAAAAUGUCCGUGAAAUUAAAUCGAGGCGAUCGUGAUUUUGAUAUGAGUGUAAUUACACAAUUUCUGCAAUUUUUGGUUCUCAUGUGGGGUAUGCAAUUAAAUAGUCGUAGUGCUGCUGAAAAAAUGAGCACCAAAGGAAAAAUGGCCAGUGCAACCUAUGCACAGACAAGAGAAUACUUGAAACCCUUGUUGAGAAAGUUAAAAAAUAAAUCACUACCAGAAGAUAUCACUGAUAGUCUUACGGAAAUUGUUAAACAUCUUCUAGAGCGCAAUUAUAUUUUGGUAAGUUUCCGCUGUAAAUUAAAAUUAAUUCAUAGUAUUUACAUUAAUAUAUAA
Cotesia congregata is the source of this 825-nucleotide messenger RNA. The record is from the annotation of a GenBank genome assembly. NCBI's taxonomy places the organism in Eukaryota, Metazoa, Arthropoda, Insecta, Hymenoptera, Braconidae.